CUAUCGAAACAUCAAAACAAACUUUUAACUAAGCAGUCUCACGGAACUAAUUUUAUUUUAGAAUUGUAAUGUUGGACUUGAUCCAAUUAUGAUUUUAUUAAUUCCGCGUAUCUGUGCAAAGUUCUCUUCUAAUGUGUAUUUUGCAAACACCCAAUUGGUAAUUAUUAUAAAGAUCCUGCCCACAUGAUCCAAGAUGCCAGAUAACAUGACAGUCGUUUCUGAAAUAUAUGAUGAACACAAUUAUAGGACUGAUUUAAAACCUAAAAAACAAGGAAAUGUUAUAUCACAAUUUCCAUUUUUAGUACCAAAAGGUAAAAACAUAGUUAGUUUUGAUAGUGACAAUGACCUAGAUUUGGACAGGCCAAACAAAGAAGUAAUUAAAAUCGAACACAGUUUAAACACAAAGCUCUCAUUAGUGGGCCUGCAGGUGUGGAGAGGAGCAUUUCUUUUGGGAGAUUUGCUGAUACAUCUCGGUGUCAAUGGAGAGCUAGAUGGAAAGACAGUUUUAGAGCUUGGUGCGGGCACUGGCUUAACCAGUUUUGUUGCCUCUAUUUAUGCUAAGAAAGUAGUUUGCACUGAUAUUGACCUUGGCGGAAUUUUGGAUCUGAUUAAACUGAACGCUAAAUACAAUGAUAAAUUAAUUAAAUCGCAAUUUAAAGUUGUAGCACUAGAUUUUAUGGACACAAAUUGGAAUUCAGUAUUACAGAGGGAAGUACAACAGGCAGACAUAAUUGUAGCUGCAGAUGUGAUUUACGACGACGACGUAACUACAGCGUUCAUGACAACUGUACAUAAAAUUCUCACAACAAAUCCGCCAAAAACAUUGUACAUAGUGUUAGAAAAACGCUACGUGUUCACAUUAGAGCACAUGGACUCGGUAGCUCCAUGUUAUGAGACAUUCCUUAACUUACUCGAAAAAUUUAAACUGGAGAAAAUGUGGGUAGUUGAAGAAUUGUCACCGGACUUCCCGCAGUAUUUCCAGUAUGAAAGAGUUAGUCAAUUAGUUUUAUGGAAGAUCAGUGCUUCCAAGUGAAUUGGUACAAAUAUAUUUGAUAUUGUUUGGA
Messenger RNA from Leptidea sinapis, 1064 nucleotides. RefSeq names its product methyltransferase-like protein 22. Gene Ontology annotation, molecular function: protein methyltransferase activity. Gene Ontology annotation, cellular component: nucleus. The record is from RefSeq and is a predicted model, not a curated record. The coding region runs from base 194 to 1033 and encodes 279 amino acids. The transcript is spliced from 6 exons. NCBI's taxonomy places the organism in Eukaryota, Metazoa, Arthropoda, Insecta, Lepidoptera, Pieridae. Gene Ontology annotation, biological process: protein methylation.